Emiliania huxleyi CCMP1516 is the source of this 1405-nucleotide messenger RNA. RefSeq lists its product as hypothetical. NCBI's taxonomy places the organism in Eukaryota, Haptophyta, Isochrysidales, Noelaerhabdaceae. The record is from RefSeq and is a predicted model, not a curated record. Bases 1 to 1233 code for a protein of 410 amino acids. Gene Ontology annotation, biological process: proteolysis. Gene Ontology annotation, molecular function: zinc ion binding; metalloendopeptidase activity. The transcript is spliced from 5 exons.
AUGCUCGGUUUCGACGACUCCUCUCACCUUCUCAUCGAACACGGGACAAGCAACCGUCAAUGUCACUCCCUGAGGCGUGGCACCACAUCGGCGUGGCUUCUUGGCCUCGCCGCCGUCUUCUCGCUCGCAGUCAUGGCUGUGCAAUCAGGCGGCUCUGUCUCGCGGGGUGUCGACCUAGAGCUGUUGAGAUUUGCGGAAGAGAGGCGGAGCCGAGCUGCUCGCUGGCAAGAUGCGAUCCAGGACUCAGCGAUCGAGGAUCCAAACAAGCCGGUCCGGCCGGGCGACACGUCGUGUGUCGACCACACCGACGGCCGCGUCUACUCCUUUGCGCCUGCGGUGAUGCCCUUCUCCUGCCCGCCGUGCGGCGAUCAGAAUCACGAGCCGGUGCUGUGGCCUGGCGGCGCGAUCCCGCCCACCCUCCUCGACCAUUCCCGCGUCGUGCCUUACGAGAUCGAGGACGUGCCGGGGGCGCCGCACGUCCGCGUCGGUGACGAGCUCAACAGCACAUACGGCGGCAUCCAGAACAGCGCCCUCAACGCCAUGUUCUACAUCGAGCAGGUGAGCAGCGUUCGCUUUGUGCGGCGCAACAGCGAGCCGAACUUUGUGCGUUUCGUGCGCGACUCGUCGCCAUGCGACGGAAGCAGCAACUUUGGCGUGUGCGGGGGCAUGCAGGAGAUCCACAUCCCGCACAUCGGCUGCUACCAGGCUAUGUACGGCGGGCAGCCCACCGAGCAGCGGCUGCCCGGCGGCGCGCACCCGGUCCGCUCCAAAGCGAAUGUGCUUCAGAAGGCCGUCUUCACCACUCCCGUCGGCAUGGCGACGCACGAGACGAUGCACGCGCUCGGCCUAUUCCACACGCAAGCCUACCCGAACCGCGACGCGUUUGUCCAGAUCCACUGGGACAACAUCAAGGGCAUGACCCCGUCGGGCGUCGUGGGCACGGAGCAGUACGAGAUGAUCCCUUUUGACACCUUCAAGGACCCAAAGCAGGCGGAGGUCGCGGCGAUGCCGUUUGAUUUCGAGAGCGUGCUGAUCUACAUGGACACGGCGUAUGCCAUCAACUCGUCCCUCCCGACCAUGACGCGGCCCGACGGCAGCCCGCUGCCCCGAGGGACCGGGCAGCGGGUCCGCAUGAGCGAGUCGGACAUCUCAAAGAUCAACACCCUCUACCCGGAAAGGAGGCCGCCGGCCGGCGUCAAGACCGCUGCGGGCGACGUCGACGCCCCGCUCUAGCGCGAGAUCGAUCUCACAGCGCUCCAGCGGCUCCGCCCGGGCCCCCGCGCCCCCCGGCGCCCAGGCCCCCGUUCGACGACCUACAUCCGAUGGAAAGGGACCCGAACAGCUCCUCCGAGUGUGAUGGCUUCGUAGGACGUAGCCCGAAAGGGAGAACCUUGCUGUGUGCCUC